This is a messenger RNA of Myxocyprinus asiaticus (Chinese sucker), 3319 nucleotides long. RefSeq names its product tripartite motif-containing protein 54-like. The record is from RefSeq and is a predicted model, not a curated record. The transcript is spliced from 9 exons. NCBI's taxonomy places the organism in Eukaryota, Metazoa, Chordata, Actinopteri, Cypriniformes, Catostomidae. Gene Ontology annotation, molecular function: zinc ion binding. Bases 825 to 2123 code for a protein of 432 amino acids.
GCUGUGCUGCAUGUUGCGCUCGUUGACUUGACAAUGUGUUUUGUUUGCACUGUUGGAGCUGACUGCCCCUUAUGGCCACAUCAAGGUAGUACAUUAAGCUUGCAUUGCUCCGAUGGUUGAAACAUUCCUGAUUACGGAAUUUAUGUAUGUUAAUUGCGUACAUUUUUUUUACGCGUUAUUUUUUUAUAUCAUUAUUCACACUAAAUUAACGUGUUAAAUUGUCAGCCCUAAUAAUUACUUAAUUACUUUAUACCCCUGCACACUCUUGAAUACGUGCUUUGCAUCUAAAGAUUCAAGUACGCCCAAGUACACAAGUACAAAAACACCAUAAUUCUUUGCCCCAAUACUGUGGCUGCAUGAAGACUGUAGACAAGAGUUAUUGGAGUAACAGGAGAUAGGGCAUCAUCUCUGUUUGCCAGCAUUCCACUGGUUGCCCAAUAUGGGCACAGCAGAUAAAAGGGGGAGCUGGGAGCAAGCAAUUUUCAAGCUAGAAACCAGAGCCAGCUAGAAACCAAACACCUUCCCCCUUUUAGCACAUGCACACAUAUUUACAACUGCAAACCAACACAGUUCCCAAGGCCCAUUGCUCUGUUCAAGCACAGGGGCAGAGCAACUAUCCUCUAACUAUGUGCCUCAGGUGAGAUUGAAAAUUCACAUGACAAAACUGGACAAAGAGAACAGAACAGAGACACAAAGACUGAGAUCAUGAACAGAGCUCUGAAAAACACUAGUGGUGUUUCAGCUCAGUCUCAUUACCUAGGAAUUUUGCUGUACUAACUUUCUUAGGUUACUAGUGAGUGUAGGGUCAGUGGGGGAACACAGCCAUGUCUCUUCCACUGGAAAUAUGCUCUUACCAUGGAGACACCUCGCUGGGGACUCUGGAGAAACAACUCAUCUGCCCCAUUUGUGAGGAGGUCUUCACAAAACCAGUCGUCAUUCUGCCCUGCCUGCACAACCUCUGCCGCAAGUGUGCCAAUGAACUGUACCAGCCAUCUCUCUUCCAGAUUGGAAUUGGAGGACGCUUCCGCUGCCCUACCUGUCGGCGUGAAGUUGCCUUGGACCGUCAUGGAGUUUAUGGGCUGCAGCGAAAUUUACUUGUGGAGAACAUUAUCGAUGCUUACAAACAGGAGUCUGCAAGCUCUAGGCCCCCACCAAAGCCUCUUGCACAGUUUACCUGUGAGGAGCAUGAUGAUGAGAAGCUCAAUAUUUAUUGCAUCACAUGUCAGGUGCCCACCUGCUCCCUAUGCAAAGUGUUUGGGGCACACAAGACCUGCCAAGUAACUCCCCUACCUGAUGUCUACCAGCAGCAGAAGGCUGAACUCAGUGAUAGAGUGGCUUCCUUGGUUUCCACAAAUGACCAUGUCCAAGCGUUUAUUGAUGAACUAAAGGCAAUCUGUAGGAAUACAGAGGAGAAUAGCAGGAUCCAGAAGCAGAUUCUUUGUGAGAAGUUUGAUCGCAUGAGUGCCAUUCUGGAAGAACGUCAUAACAUCAUGACCCAGCAAAUUACUUCUGAGGAGGAAGAAAAGACUGGCUGGGCCCAAUCUUUAGUGCAGACCUACAGUGGGCAUGUAGACACAAACUCAAAGUUAGUACAGGCUGCCACGAAUGCCAUGGAAGAGUCAGAGAUGGCUGCUUUUGUACAGACCUCAAAAGAUCUAAUUGAGAAGGUUAGUAAAGCAUCUAGUUGCUUCACUCUGGAGUCCAUAGAGCCUGGCUAUGAGAAAAUGGAUCACUACAAGGUGAAUUUUGAUGCAGAGGAAAGAGUCCUCUACCAGCUGGAUUUCAUGAACAUUGAAGAGGAAGUGGAGGACUCUGAUGAGCUCAAGUCAGAACCGGAGCCUGAACCUGAGUUUGAAACUGAACCACUGUCUACCCCAGAACCUGACUCUGAACCAGAUCAGGAUCUCAAAUCAGAGGACUCUGAGAUGAGGAGCCCCAUGCCAGAGACAAUGGAGGAUACUUUGGCACAAGCAGAGAGUUGUGCAGACAUUAGAAAGGAGGCUGUAUGUGAGAAGAAUGGUAUAAGCACUCAGCAGACUGUCACCCUCAUCCUUUAUUUCCUGUGCUUCCUAGUCAUCCUACAGCGAAUAUGGGGAAGCAUUCAGUGCAUUAUUUGUAUAUAGCAGAGAUGAAGAGGCAGAGUCAACAGGUACCAACAGCCUAAUAAUGCUGAACCAGUGUUAUAAGCAUCCAGCUCUUUAUUUCUAUAUUGAUUCAGCAAUUUAUCAAUCCAUCUGAUAUGUCUUUUAUUCCUUGACAGUAACAUACAGUUACUGCUACAGAGCAUUUUGAAUAUACUGUACUGUAUGUGAAUGCAGCAUUACCAAGGAUUUGUUUAAAUGGAGAAAAAAGGAUUGGAAUUAGUCAGGGGUGUAAAAAGUACUCAGAAAUUAUACUUAAGUGAAAGUAUGAAUACUGAGUGAAACUUUUACUAAAUUAAAAGUCUAAGUAUCAAGCCAAAAACAUACUUGAGUGAAAGUAAAAAAUAUUCACAUUAAAUUGUACUUAAGUAUUAAAAAUUAAAAAGUAACUCGCUAGAAUGAAAUCAAGAGAGGAGAUUGUGUGAGAGAGGAUGUUGUUAAAUUCGAUUGGUUUGUUAAGUUGCCUUUUUACUGUCACUGACGACUGUCAUACUUCUCCCCCAGUGGCAUUCGCAGCCUGGUCAUAAAAUCAUUUUACAAUAACUACAUUUUUGCAAAAUGAGUUUUAUUUGGCCUGUUGUAUGUAACACGGCAAUUUCAUGGUGAAAUGAACACUAGAGGUGCUAAAACAACAAUGAUUGUUAUCCCCUUUCAUUCAAAUCACAAGUAAAAUUGCAGAUUACAUAAACACUUUUCGCCCUGUUCCUCACACAAUGCUAUCUCAUGACAUAUAAACAUUUUUACUAUAGCGCAUGACUCAUUUUAAUGUUUGCAUUACAUAAGCAACUACAUUUACAAGCUUGUUCGAGUGUGAUCAAAUUACACAGUAGCUCAACUUAUAGAGUGUUGUAUAUGUGAUGCAAAGGAACUGGGUACGAGUCCCGAAGAGCAUCCGAAUUGCAAUGUCAGAGCACCCAUCCCCUUGAGACAUAGAAAAAAAAAAUCUAAAUAAGCUUUAAAGAAAGCUAGUAAUGUUGUUUGUUUUGUGGAUUGUUUUCUGAGGUUUGCUACCAAACCUUGCUGUUGAGCAGAUGGAUGAAUUCAAUAAAAUUCAUAAUUAAUAUUUACUCAGAUUCCAUUAUUUUUAUUAUCAUCAUUAUCCUCAUUAUCAUUGCUGGUUUUAUAGUUAUUAUUAUAAUUAAUAGUUGCCUAACAACAACAAUAAUAAUUCAGCAAAU